CACAAAUGGUGGGUAUAUAUCCGGUCAAACCACAUUAAUAGUUAGUUACCUUACUCACAAGGUAAUUCUCAUUACGUUAUCAGUAGUAGUAAGAGUUUCGUUUUCAUGGAUAUAGCAAUAAACAGAAAACCAGUUGACUAUAUCGUGUUCGAGCGGGUACGUCUAUUUUGCCUCCGUAGUACUUAAACAAAAUGUUUACUGUGUGUUCCUUUCAUUCAUUACAAUCGUGUAAUUUUUCUCAUGUCAUUUUUAAUGUAUGCUAAUAAUAUCUUUGUUGAGUCUUUUGAUAAUGCGAAAAAUUGUGUCGAGUGAACGUGAAAAGUGUAGUGUAUAGGUGAUUAAAAAAGGAUAUUUAAAUUACAAAGAAUUUACUGGUUUUUAAAAUGCCAGGAAAGUGGAACAAUAAUGACCCAAUCAAUAAUGGUCAUUCUACUCUCCCAAGAAGCGGAGAAAACGGCAACAUCAAAUUCAAACAUCUCCAACACACACCAUCUCUGAAGGCUCUUAAGACUUACAACGAUUUAGCUGUAGAAGGAAAUUUUCAAAGUGAUAUAGAUUUACGAUUGUACACACCACAAAAAUACGAUGCGGGUAGCGUUUCUAGAUUAUCCGUUGGUAGCGAUAUCAAAUCGAAUGAUCAAAAUUUGUACGAAUACAUUAGGACAGGGACGAUGUCGGUUGCCUCUGGAUCGGAUUUUAAUUCGGAAAUCAACGAAAUGGGUUCCACGGCGAAGUUGGUUCCUUCUAAAAUGGAACAAUCGUGCCAAACUGUCUUGUAUUACAUAUCGACAGCACUAUGUACUAUGUCCAUGGCGUUAGGAUUAGGAAAUUUGUACAGAUUACCUCAAACCACCAUGAUACGCGGUGGCCUACCAUUUUUAAUAGCACAUUUAAUAUUAACCAUAUUUAUCGGAUUGCCGCUCCUGUUUUUGGAAUUAGGAAUUGGUCAGAUGGCGCAAGAAGGUUUUAUUAAGUCUUGGAGAAUUAUUCCAUUUUUUAGAGGAAUUGGAUACGUAAAAUUUUUAGCUGGAUACAUGUUAAGUAUUUAUUAUCCACUCUAUAUGAGUUUGUCACUCUAUUAUAUAAUAUGGAUUUGGAAAGGAUCAAUUCCAUUUCAAGAAUGCUCUACAGGUGUGAAAAUUACAGAGGUUGGCUAUUCACAUUACGGAAAAAAUGGACAACAGUGCUUGAGAUCUACAUUUUUAAAAUCAGUCGUUGAAGAUCCUUAUUGGUUUGGAAUUUUUGCAGCAAUUUUAUUAGUUAUAUGGGUAAUCUCUGCUUUUCUGACCAUUGGAAAAACGAAGAGCUACAUACGAUCACUAACUAUAUUUAUAUUUCCAACUUUAGGAUGCCAUAUUGCGUUAUUCGUGAAAGCUAUGUUAUUUCAGACUGAUCUUAUUCGUUUUUUUACUGAUGCCGACUGGACCUUACUAGAAAGUGCUAAUGUAUGGUAUUAUGCGUGUAUACAAGUAUUUUUCUCUACAACAGUUGGCUUUGGAUCAUUUGUCACAAACGCCGGAUUUUUGUAUAAUAAAGUAAAUCCAUUUUGGACUGCUCUAGGCUAUUGUGGAAUAAAUAUACUAUUUGGACUUGGUUCAACGAUCAUUUCACAAUCCCUAUCAAAUUAUACAAGUGCCAAUAUAACUUCAAGCGAAGGAGAUGUAGCCGAAAUUUUUCUAAUGUCUCUUAUAUACGACAUCGGAGGUGUUAACAAUGACUCUGAUAAAAAUAUAUGGAUUAUUCUCAUAUUUGCUCUGUUUAUAUUAUCUGGCUUUAUCAGUAUGGCGACGUUAACCUACACACUGUUGAAAGCCAUAACUGUUGGAGCAAGAUCAAGGCUUAAAUGGUGGCAAGCCAGUGUAAUAUUAUGCGUUUCGGGUUAUAUCCUUGGAUGUGCAAUAUUACUAAAAUCAGAUUUUGAUGUCGUUCAUUUGUUAGAUCAUUAUAUUGUGGGAAAUUUAAUACUCAUAACGGCUAUUUUGGAAGUUUUAACUGUAUUAGCGUUUUAUGGAGUGGAACGAAUACAGUCCGAUUUUGAAUUUAUGCUUGGGCAUAUUUUAUCAAAAUUUUGGCUAAUAUUAUGGUGGCUAGCACCGAUUGUUCUAACGUCCAUUUUUGCUUGGGGGAUGAUUACUUUACCGCUGGAAGGUAUUUUUAGAAAUGAUCCACCAUGGCUGUACGGUGUUGGAUUUGGCAUUGUUCUAACGUCUAGCCUAUUAAUCUUUGUAACAGGACUUUAUAUAGUUACAAAACAGGACGGAUACACUUUUAUAGAGAGAUUUAAAUCUUCUUUGAAACCUUCAAAGAAUUGGGGACCAAAGGAUCCAAUAUCCAGACACAAUUGGAUCCAAUGGAAUACAAAAGCAAAAUCAGGAGAACGCGAUUUCACAUUAAAAAGAAAAGGUACAAAGGAUUACACAAAAUCGAUAAAGAAAAAUAAGAAAAUAUUAGCUAGUUGUCAGUCACCUCAAAGUGUUCAUGGAAUGUACAAAGAAAAAAUAGAAAAAGAUAAUAUCGAUAAUAAUAAUAGUAGUAACAUAUACACAGAAUUAAAUGAAGCAAAUAUGAUAUCAAACAAACAAAGUCCAGUUGAAAAUGGACAAUUUAGGAUAGUAUCGUUAACAGAUUCUCUAAAUUCGAAUCAGAUGGAUCAAAAGUACAAGGAGAAACCCAAAGCGCGAAAUCCAUUGGCUAGAAGAGAAAUCAUUUUAAAUGAUAGUAUGCCCGAUGAAUAUGGAACAUUCAGAAAAGGGCCUUAUAUCAUACCAAAUAAUAACAUAGAACAUGUUUGUUUUAGAAAAUUAAGUGAUAAUGAAGAUGCCACAGAAUUGUAAAUGUAUUUAAUAAUUUAUGUAAUAUAUUUUUGUAUUCAAAUUU
Messenger RNA from Psylliodes chrysocephalus, 2877 nucleotides. Lineage: Eukaryota; Metazoa; Arthropoda; Insecta; Coleoptera; Chrysomelidae. The record is from the annotation of a GenBank genome assembly.